Molecule: messenger RNA, 879 nt
Organism: Dovyalis caffra
Lineage: Eukaryota; Viridiplantae; Streptophyta; Magnoliopsida; Malpighiales; Salicaceae
Source: the annotation of a GenBank genome assembly
AUGCGUCCAACUGGGUUCUUCUUCUGGUUGUUUUUUGUAGCUGCCAAUUCCAAGCUGUUUAGAGAGUAUAUCGGGGCAACGUCCAGCUCGAUCAAGCUCUCAGAUGUGCCUAUAGAUUCUAAGGUCGAAUUCCAUUUUAUUCUUUCAUUUGCAGUCGACUACACAACCGUUGGAAAUCCAUCACCGACCAAUGGAAAGUUCAAUGCGAUUUGGGCAUCCAGCCACGUGAGCCCUGAAGAUAUUGCAUCAAUAAAAGACAGGCAUUCUAAUGUCAAGGUAGCUGUUAGCUUGGGGGGAGAUAGUGUUCGGAGAGAAAAGGCAUUGUUUGCACCAAAAUCUAUAGAUUCUUGGGUCCAAAAUGCCAUAUCUUCGCUAACGACUAUGAUCAAACAAUACAACCUAGAUGGAAUCGAUAUUGACUAUGAGCACUUCAGGUCAGAUUCUCAUACAUUUGCCGAGUGCAUAGGAAGGCUGAUAACGUCACUAAAGAAAAGUGGGACCAUAUCAUUUGCUUCGAUUGCACCUUAUGAAGAUGGUGAGGUCCAAAGCCAUUACUUGGCCUUGUGGAAAAAAUAUGGGCAUGCAAUAGAUCAUGUAAAUUUCCAAUUUUAUGCCUAUCAGAAACUAAGCGUGUCACAAUUUGUCAAGCAUUUUGAUGAACAAGCUUCCAAUUAUGGAGGAGGUCAAAUUUUGGCUAGCUUCAGCACUGAUGAUGAUAGUGAUAAAGGGGGUUUGAGCCCUGAUGAUGGAUUUUUUGAAGCUUGCAAGGAACUAAAGGAGAAGAAGGCUUUGGGAGGUAUUUUUAUUUGGUCUGCUGAUAAUUCGAAGAAGCGUAGAUUUGAAGGUGAAAAAAAUUCUCAACUUCUUUUGUCCGGUUGA